AUGGCUAAGUUCAAGAGGUCUGAUCCAGAGAUUGAAGGCCUUGUGGCAGCUAGUGGACUAAGUCCUUUGAUCGCCUGUUCCCUAGAUACGGGCAAUCGGGGACUAAUGUCUGCUUUUGUGGAAUGCUGGCAUAAGGAAACUAAUAGUUUCCAUUUGCUCGUCAGAGAGGUGACUUUCACCUUGGAUGACGUCGCGUCGUUGCUACAUCUGCUUGUUGUAGGGGCGUUCCACAGCUUUGAGUUACUUCAUGUCGACGACGCUGUCGAUAUGUUGGUGGAAUUACUCGAGGUCAGCGCUGUAGAGGUGAGAGCUGAGACGAUUCAGUGUGAUGGCUCUUAUGUUCGACUAUUGUGGCUGCGUGAUGUGUAUCAGACAAAGAUCAAGGCAUGUGACUGGAUUGUAGCAGUGCGAGCGUAUUUGUUGCAUCUGCUUAGAUGCACACUCUUUGCUAACAAGAGUGCCACACACGUGCACGUGUGUUGGAUCUACGAGCAUUUUUCAUUUGUUGGUUCCGUUGUACCUGUCGAGGAUUAUGAUGAGAGGAGACCGCGUGCAUGUCGAUGGACCUCUGGCAAGGCACUGCUCGUUUCCACGUAUCACAAGCGUCUGGAUAGACUGACUCCUGACGUGACUAUUUCGCCACAUCCUGCUGCGUCUUCGCUCUCUGUUGAAGAAAUUGAUGAUAGAUGGAUGCAGUUAAGUGAGUACAUUGCACCUAUAGGGCAAUUACGUGUAGUGCCUGGCCACUGUUCGCCAGAUUACAUGGAUUGGUUUUACAUGAUUUCACACUCAUUCAUGAGUUCGGCACAGCUAGGGGAUCCUCCUAGAGUUUCGCCAGUUCAGCAAUAUGACACAUUUGUUAAACCAGAUGUGUAUCAGCAACUGAUGGCGGCAGCAGCACCUAAUGAGGCAAACGUUGAUGUGCAUCAUGUUCAACAUGCAGUGGAUGGUUUUGUAGCAAUUGCUGAUAAGUUGGAGAGACUACUAAACCUGAGGAUCCUGACCGAAGGAACACAAGCCUAUACUGUUGCUGAAGAAUGUUUGGGCAUCAUAAGAAGCUACAUUAGCUAA
Molecule: messenger RNA, 1071 nt
Organism: Glycine soja
Lineage: Eukaryota; Viridiplantae; Streptophyta; Magnoliopsida; Fabales; Fabaceae
Exons: 4
Coding region: 1-1071 (356 amino acids)
Source: RefSeq, a predicted model, not a curated record